AUGUCAUGUAAUGACAACCAGCCAAUCUCAAUAGACGAACUCGCCAACUCAAGUGCAACAGUGCCUGAGGAGAAAGGUAACAAUAGUACCUUUACUACAACUGAAGCAACAAACCAACCAGCCCCACUAAUGUGCACGGACGUGAAAUUGUUCAAUCCUGAUGACCCUUCUUGUUGUGCUACCGCAACCGCUUUCCUUGAUUGUGGAUCUACAGCUACUUACAUUACUGAGGAACUGGCAGCCCUUCUUAACUUUCCAACUAUCAAAAGAGAAGAACUCAACGUUUCAACGUUUGCUGGCUCUAAGCCUAUGUUGAUGGAAUGUUCGAUCCACAAGAUAGGUAUUGUGACAGAAAACGGCACCAAAUGUCUCAUUGUGAAAUCUACCACUUCUCUCGCAAAAGAUGUGAUGCAAAUCAUUCCUGAUGGCAACCUAUCCGUGACUUUAUGUAAACCAUCUAUACUGAUUGGGAACGAUUACUUUUGGGACCUUGUCCUUUCUCACAAUUUCUGCUACAAAAACCUAUCUGAAGGGCAUAGUCUUCUCCACACGACCAUAGGAGACAUCAUUUUGAAGAAAGCUCUCGAUACUAAAUUUAAACACUGCAGUUUUGUCUCUAUUGAAAACGAUGACGUUGCCAAUCCAGCAAACCAUAACGAACUGUGCGAACUGGUAAGCCGAUUCUGGAAACUUGAAUCAGUUGGUAUACUUGAUAACCCGGACCAGCGCGACGAUGACGAAUGUCUCAAACUCUUCAACAAUACUAUAUACUACGACUCCGACGAAAAGAGGUAUGUUGUUACAUUACCUUUUAAAGUUGAUCCGGUAAAGGUCCCUGAAAAUUACACAUUGGCUUACUCUCGUCUUCGCAAUCAGUUGAAACAACUACAGCAAAAUCCUUCCUACUUAGAAAGAUAUCAUGCAGUAAUCGAAGAUCAAUUACAAAGAGGAAUAAUCGAACGUGUGCCAGCCGAAGAUGUUCACAAACCGUGUCACUACCUGUCCCAUCAUGGCGUAUUGAAAAGGAAUGACAAGGAUCUCAAAAUCAGGUGCGUCUAUGAUGGAUCGGCAAAACUGAAAGGAAGCGUGAGUCUCAAUGAUACCCUGUACCGAGGGCCUGUACUGCUUCCUAAUCUUGUUGGAAUUCUCAUCCUUAGCAGACUGUGUGAAAUUCUUAUUUCAAGUGAUAUAGAGAAAGCAUUCCUCAUGGUUGGCUUGAACCAAAGUUCACGGGAUUACACCAGAUUUUUGUGGUUGAAAAAUUCCACAGGCUCACUGUGCCCACAAAACCUAAUCACUUAUCGCUUCACUCGUGUUCCAUUUGGAUUGUUUAUAUGCCCUGAUGUUGAUAUUAUUAAUGCCGUGCCAACCAUGAUCGCCCAGUGCUACAAGGAUUGGAGUCGCUGCACUCCAGCAACGAAGUUCUUAUCUGGUUCCUUGUGGAGAACCUGCGAGAAACGAUGCCAAGAAUGCUUGGGACGAGAAUGGGGAGAAUGCGUUGAGGUGAAAGCUGGACCUUGCAGCGGGGGAUAUCAGUGCCAGUGCAAGGGUGGAAAAGUAAAGAAUUCAAACCCAAACCCUAACAUAAUUACUUGUCUCCUUGGGCUGUGAUGUGCAUUGUGAAAUGGGCAAUAUAAUCAUAAUUUUCAUUUUGUAAGAUAAAUAUCCAAU
Messenger RNA from Cylicocyclus nassatus, 1671 nucleotides. NCBI's taxonomy places the organism in Eukaryota, Metazoa, Nematoda, Chromadorea, Rhabditida, Strongylidae. The record is from the annotation of a GenBank genome assembly.